UUAAAUGGGUGAACAUGGGGCGCAAACUUGAUGUACUGAGGAAGGAGAAACGUGGCCCGGGGCGCAAAGCCCGCAAACAGAAGGGAGCAGAGGUAGAAUUAGCCAAAUUUCUUCCCCCAACUACUGAUAGCAGUGGAAAAAAAUUAUCCAGCCAUGCACGAAAAAGGGCUGCAAAGAGGCGAAUGGGAUCAGGAAAAGCCCAAGCAAGGAGGAAUCUGCUUCAGCUAAAAAAGGCAACAGAUGAGGGGGAGAUGGAUGGCACCAGCCUGGCUGCAGAGCAGCCAUCCCCACAGGAGGGAGGAAAACUAAGGAGGCCAGGGGCAAGAGCCUCUGGAUACCCUCAGCUUGGCGGCAGUGACAGCAGCUCACUCCCACUGACUCCUGCCAAGCGAUCACAGCCUGCUGAGGAUUAUGAAGAGGAGCAUUUGGAGUCCAGUGGCAGUGAGGGAGAGGGGGGUGCGGAUGCCUGGGAGAGCAUGGGAGAUGACGGGAGCGAUGAGGAGAUGGUGGAUGAUUAUGGAGCCUCGUCCUCUGAGGAAGAGGAGCUGCUGCCCAUCGAACAAGCUGCCCGGAAGCAGAAGUCUGGCAGGGACAGUCUUAGCGAGGAUGACAGUGAAGAGGAGGAGGAGGAGCGGGUGAGCAGCCCAAGCAAGGGGCAGAAGGAAGAGGAGGAUGCGGACCUUCAGCUCAAUAUGGAGCCAGAUGAGCAGUUUGUGUUGCCCAGUGGUGAAGAAGUGGAGAGAGAGACUGCUGAGCUGCCUGACCUGCAACUCAUUCAUCAGCGUAUCAAGGACAAUGUGGAGGUGCUGCAGGACUUCAAGGCGAAGCGGGAGGUGGGGCGCGCCCGGCAGGAGUACCUUGCGCUGCUGCGCCAUGACCUUGCUGCCUACUAUUCCUACAGUGACUUCUUGCUUAAGAAACUCAUGGAUCUCUUCCCUCUCCCUGAGCUUGUCAACUUCUUGGAAUCUAAUGAAGUUCCUCGCCCUAUGACGCUUCGUACCAACACGUUGAAAACACGGCGACGAGACCUAGCACAGGCUCUGAUUAACCGUGGUGUGAAUCUCGACCCCCUGGGGAAAUGGUCGAAAACUGGGCUUGUUGUCUACGACUCCUCUGUGCCCAUCGGUGCCACCCCUGAGUACCUGGCUGGACACUACAUGCUACAAGGAGCUUCCAGCCUCCUCCCUGUCAUGGCUCUGGCCCCCCAAGAAAACGAACGCGUCCUGGACAUGUGCUGUGCCCCAGGAGGCAAAACCAGCUACAUAGCUCAGCUGAUGAAGAACACAGGUGUGAUCCUGGCCAAUGACAGCAAUGCUGAGCGGCUACGCAGCGUGGUGGGGAACCUGCACCGUCUGGGGGUCACCAACGCUGUCUUGAGCCACUGCGAUGGACGCCAGUUCCCCAAGGUGCUGGGUGGGUUUGACCGUGUCCUGCUUGAUGCUCCCUGCAGUGGCACUGGUGUCAUCUCCAAGGACCCCGCUGUCAAAACCAACAAGGACGAGAAGGACAUGCUGCGUUGUGCUCAUCUGCAGAAGGAGCUGCUUCUCAGUGCUAUCGACUCGGUCAAUGCUGCCUCGGAGACAGGGGGCUACGUUGUGUACUGUACCUGCUCCAUCCUGGUGGAAGAGAACGAGUGGGUUGUGGAUUAUGCACUGAAGAAACGCAAUGUUCGCUUGGUGCCCACGGGGCUGGACUUUGGCAAGGAAGGAUUCACCAGGUUCAAGGAUCGUCGCUUCCACCCAUCCCUCAAACUCACACGGCGUUUCUACCCGCACACCCACAACAUGGAUGGGUUUUUCAUUGCCAAACUCAAGAAGUUCUCCAAUGUGAUCCCCAAAAUGCUAAAGGAUGAGGAGUCUCCUGUGGAAACAGCAAGGCCAGAGUCUGCUCCAGAAGUCGCUGCAGAGCCACCGCUUAAAAGGAAGAAGCUUGAGAGGUUGAAAGUCACCACAGGGCGUAAGAAGCAGCAUCCCCCUUCCAAGGGAGCUUCUGUGCAAAGGCACAAGAGGCCCUCAGUGCGGCGUCUCGGAGCUCGGCCACGUGCCAGAAAGCAGCCCCGGAGUGGACACUAAGAUGGACUGGCUCUCUGGGCUUUGCUGUCUGGUUCCGUGAGAAUUGUAGGGACGGGCUGUUCUCCUGGAAAGCCAAAGGCGAGGGACUCUCCUGCUUCCAUCCCUGGAGUGUUGUUGCCCCCAUCUCAUGCAGAUGACUGCUUCAGCAGCGUGUGUCUGGGACUGCCAUUGCCCCUUGUGAGGGAGCUGUGUUUUAUUCUGGCAAUUCACUGUGCCCCUCCCGCCCCCCUUUGGUUGGGGGACUGGAUUGAUAGAUGCUGAUUCAUUAAAGAUUUUAAACUUGA
Molecule: messenger RNA, 2356 nt
Organism: Pelodiscus sinensis (Chinese soft-shelled turtle)
Lineage: Eukaryota; Metazoa; Chordata; Testudines; Trionychidae
Gene: NOP2
Product: NOP2 nucleolar protein
Biological process (GO): rRNA base methylation; maturation of LSU-rRNA
Cellular component (GO): nucleolus
Molecular function (GO): rRNA (cytosine-C5-)-methyltransferase activity; RNA binding
Source: RefSeq, a predicted model, not a curated record